Suricata suricatta (meerkat) is the source of this 3381-nucleotide messenger RNA. It is a transcript of the gene TMEM63A, whose product is annotated as transmembrane protein 63A. Lineage: Eukaryota; Metazoa; Chordata; Mammalia; Carnivora; Herpestidae. The transcript is spliced from 24 exons. The coding region runs from base 285 to 2708 and encodes 807 amino acids. Gene Ontology annotation, molecular function: calcium-activated cation channel activity; nucleic acid binding. The record is from RefSeq and is a predicted model, not a curated record. Gene Ontology annotation, cellular component: plasma membrane.
CGCAUGUGCGGGAGGCGCUCGGAGUUUCACUUUGUAACUUUUCGGGGGUGGCACCCGCCCCGCCCGUCAGUUGCAGCCGUCGCGCGGGCGUUGCAGGGAAGCCUUGAAGGCCUGAGUGCCCCUGUCCCCGGGUCAGGAAGGCCCAGCAGGAAAUGAGUGGCAGGCCUGAGGCGGCUUGGGAGGUGGCCCGGGCUGCCCCUGGCUCCUCUGGCUCUGGCUGACGACCUUGCCAAGGGACUCGCCCGCAGUCCUUCCUUCUCUGGGCAUCUGGGAGGAGGGGCACGAUGAACGACUCCCCGUUCCUGGAGCUGUGGCGGUCCAAGGCGGUGUCCGUGCGAGAGCGGCUGGGCAUCGGGGACCAGCCCAAUGACUCGUAUUGCUACAACACGGCCAGAAAUAGCACCGUGCUCCAGGGGGUCACCUUCGGGGGUAUCCCCACCGUCCUGCUCAUAGAUGUCAGCUGCUUCCUGUGUUUAAUAUUGGUGUUUUCCAUCAUAAGAAGGAGAUUCUGGGAUUAUGGCCGCAUUGCUCUGGUGUCAGAAGCAGACAGUGGUUCCAGGUUCCAGAGACUGUCAUCAUCUUCCUCUUUUGGGCAACAAGAUUUUGAAAGCGAGCUGGGAUGCUGUCCCUGGCUGACCGCCAUCUUCCGCCUGCACGAUGACCAGAUUCUGGAGUGGUGUGGGGAGGACGCCAUCCACUACCUGUCCUUCCAGAGACACAUCAUCUUCCUGCUGGUGGUGGUCAGCUGCUUGUCCCUGUGCGUCAUCCUGCCCGUCAACCUCUCGGGUGACUUGCUGGACAAAGACCCUUACAGCUUUGGGAGAACGACCAUUGCAAACCUGCAGACGGACAAUGACCUCCUGUGGCUGCACACCAUCUUUGCCGUUGUCUACCUCCUCCUCACCGUGGGCUUCAUGAGACACUAUACCCAGUCCAUCCAGUACCAGGAGGAGAGCAUGGUGAGGCGGACCUUGUUCAUCACGGGACUCCCCAGAGACAGCACGAAGGAGACCGUGGAGACCCACUUCCGGGACGCAUAUCCCACGUGUGAAGUGGUGGAUGUACAGUUGUGCUACAAUGUGGCCAGGCUGAUGUACCUGUGCAAGGAGCGGAAGAAGACGGAGAAGAGCCUGACCUAUUACAUGAACCUGCGGGCGAAGACAGGCCAGUGCACCCUCAUCAACUCGAAGCCCUGUGGCCAGUUCUGCUGCUGCGAAGUACCGGGGUGUGAGUGGGAGGACGCUGUCUCCUACUACACGCGCAUGAAGGACAGGCUCCUGAAGGGGAUUGCGGAGGAGGAGCGCCGGGUCCAACAGCAGCCCCUGGGGAUGGCCUUCGUCACCUUCCAGGAGAAGUCCAUGGCCACCUACAUCCUCAAAGACUUCAACGCCUGCAAGUGCCAGGGCCUUCGGUGCAAAGGUGAGCCCCAGCCGUCCUCCCGCAGCGCGGAGCUCCGAAUCUCCAAGUGGACGGUCGCCUUUGCCACGUACCCCGAGGACAUCUGCUGGAAGAACCUCUCCAUCCAGGGUGUCCGAUGGUGGCUCCAGUGGUUGGGCAUCAACUUCACUCUCUUCUUGGGGCUGUUCUUCCUGACCACCCCCUCCAUCAUCUUGUCCACCAUAGACAAGUUCAAUGUCACCAAACCCAUCCGAGAGCUCAACGACCCGAUCAUCAGUCAGUUCUUCCCGACCCUCCUCCUGUGGUCCUUCUCGGCCCUGCUCCCCACCAUUGUCUACUACUCCACUCUGCUGGAGUCGCACUGGACCAAGUCCGGAGAAAACCAGAUCAUGAUGCCCAAGGUCUACAUAUUCCUGAUCUUCAUGGUGCUGAUCCUGCCCUCCCUCGGCCUCACCAGUUUGGACUUUUUCUUCCGGUGGCUCUUUGACAAAACUUCCUCAGAAGCGUCCAUCAGGUUGGAGUGCGUCUUCCUGCCCGACCAGGGCGCCUUCUUUGUGAACUAUGUCAUUGCCUCGGCCUUCAUCGGCAAUGGCAUGGAGCUGCUGCGGCUGCCCGGCCUGGUCCUCUACACCUGCCGCAUGGUCAUGGCCAAGACGGCAGCCGACCGCAGGAACAUCAAGCAGAAUCAGGCCUUCCAGUUCGAGUUUGGAGCCAUGUAUGCCUGGGUGCUGUGCGUCUUCACCGUCAUCAUGGCCUACAGCAUCACCUGCCCCAUCAUUGCGCCUUUCGGCCUCAUCUACAUCCUGCUCAAGCACAUGGUAGAUCGGCACAACCUCUACUUUGCCUACCUCCCGGCCAAGCUGGACAAGAGGAUCCACUUAGCGGCUGUCAACCAGGCCUUGGCCGCCCCCAUCUUGUGCCUCUUCUGGCUCUAUUUCUUCUCCUUCCUGCGCCUGGGUCUGAAGGCCCCCCUCACCCUGUUCACCUUCCUGGCCGUUUUGCUCACCAUCCUGGUCUGUCUGGCCUAUACCUGCUUUGGAUGCUUCAAGCACCUCAGCCCUCUGACCUACAAGACAGAAGAGUCGGCCAGUGACAGAGAGAGUGAGGCUGAGGCCCAUAGGCCACCGCCGUUCACGCCCUACGUGCCCCGGAUUCUGAGUGGCUUGUCCUCGGAGAGAACAGCUCUGUCCCCGCAGCAUCAGCAGACUUAUGGCGCCGUCUCUGACAUCAGUGGGACCAUCCUGGGGCAGUGUCCGGCCCAGGGCCCUUCGGACAGCGACAGCAGGCUGGCUGCCUACCAGGAGGCCUGAGGGUGGUGGGCCAGGCUCCGAGGAGGGAGCGGAGCAGACCCAGGUGGAAAAGCGACUGGACUCGGGCCCCAACCAAGCUUAGGACUACUUUGUACCUGUUAGAAGCACACCUGCUCUGGAGAGAUGGACCCAGAAAGGUGCCCCUGCCCUUGGCUGAGGAAGGCAGAGCAGGGGGUGUGGCCUUUCUGGUCACAGCAGCGGGAGAGGAGUGGUGCGUGCCUGGGACUCUGCGUCUCCAGGUCCCCCUCUGCAGCUGGGACACAUCCCUGGUGACUUAACAAGACUACAUGUUGGAACGGUGCCUGGCAGCCGCAUGCCACUGCCCCAGGUAUCAAGGAGGACACAGGAGGACAUCUCCCCUCUGAGGGCAGGCACUGCCCACCGCCACUGGCACAAGGUCAGCUGACUGAUAACCAGAGAGUCUUGUUCCGGCCUGGUCCCCUCACAUCACUGCAUCCAGCCACCUCCCACCCCUCCGGUGGCGGGGGGUGGGGGGGGCCUCCACCUUCAGAGCAGGAAGGGAGUGGGCCCCGGUUGGGCAGCAGGCACUCUCCACGGCCACACUGUGGCUCCUUGUUUCUGUAUCACGGUGCCAGUGACACUGGCUGUGUCAGGGUCACCCUGCAGCAGGGAAGGGCAGGAGGACCACGAAUAAAGUGCUCAUUCAGCCAGA